Messenger RNA from Saxophila tyrrhenica, 1428 nucleotides. RefSeq lists its product as uncharacterized. The transcript is spliced from 6 exons. The record is from RefSeq and is a predicted model, not a curated record. NCBI's taxonomy places the organism in Eukaryota, Fungi, Ascomycota, Dothideomycetes, Mycosphaerellales, Extremaceae. Gene Ontology annotation, molecular function: oxidoreductase activity, acting on paired donors, with incorporation or reduction of molecular oxygen; monooxygenase activity; heme binding. Bases 1 to 1428 code for a protein of 475 amino acids.
AUGAGCUUCCUGAAGUUCCACGAAUGGGGCGCCAAGUACGGCGACAUCAUCGGACUGAAGAUUGGGCAGCAGAAUGUGGUAGUACUGAAUCACUACAAGCAUGUCGCAGAGCUCUUCGACAAACGCGGUGCCAACUAUGCCGAUCGACCCCGGACUCACAUUACCCACGACAUCCUGUUUCCCGAAGGUCUCCAUUUACUGUUCGCGGACUAUGGCCCCACCUGGCGUUUCAUGCGGAAGGCAAUGAUGCGGCUUCUCAACACCAAGGUGGUUGAUACACUACUGCCGAUACAGACUGCAGAGUCUCUCGUUACCAUGCAAGCGCUUGUUCGAGAUCCAGAGGAGUGGUAUAACCAUAUCCAGCGUUAUUCGACGGCGGUGAUCCUCGCGUCUGUCUUCGGACUCCGCGGAACUUCCUUCGACUCACCGCGCGUGAAAGAUCUGUACGCUACUGUACACGAGCUGACCAACCUGACUGAGAUGGGAUCAACGCCUCCGAUUGAUAUCUUUCCGUUCUUGAAAUUAUUACCUGACUUUAUGUCGCCCUGGCGAACGCGGGCACAAAAUCUUCGGAUUGAGUACCGCAGAGUGUACAACUCCCUCGUCGAUGAAGGCAAGGAAAAUCUCCAACGGGAAGACGCGCCAGACUGCUUUCUCAAGCGCCUCUUGGACGACGCUCCAGAGACUGGUUUGAGCGCGGAGCAAAUUACAUAUGUUUGCGGCGCGUUCAUGGAGGGCGGCAGUGACACCACUGCUUCCGCGAUGUUGUCAUUCAUCCUGGCAAUGGCAGCACACCCGCACAUCCAGAGGAAGGCCCAACGAGAAGUUGAUAGCAAAUGCGGUCUCGACAAGAGUCCCACAGCAGAAGAUGGCAUGGACUUGCCGUACCUGCGAGCCAUCCACGACGAGACGUUGCGAUGGCGCCCGGUCGCCCCAGGUGGCAUUCCGCAUGCCGCCGCACAAGACGAUUGGUAUAACGGGUAUUUUAUUCCAAAAGGGACGAUCUUGUUUGCAAACACAUGGUCGAUUCAUCGGACAGACGAGUUCCGGGACCCUGACUCGUUCAUCCCGGAAAGGUUCGUCGACAACACAUUUGGAACUGAGCCCAGCAAAGUUCAGGGUGACGACCAGAGCCAAAGACGUGUAAACUAUACGUUCGGAGCUGGGAGGCGGGUGUGUUCGGGCAUGAGAAUGGCCGCUAACUCCCUCAUUCUAAAUAUGGCGAAAGUCCUUUGGACAUUUGAUCUCGUUCCGGAGAACAAGGAAAAGCCAAUCAACACCGACGUCACUGAAUGUUACAAGAGCGGCAUCCUGGUGUUCCCGAAGAAAUUCCCAGUCAAGUUCGUACCACGAUCAGAUGCGCGUGCAAUGGUCAUCGAGCGAGAGGUUCAAGACGUCCAGCCAUUUUUGUCGAAUUUCAAGCAGUGA